Messenger RNA from Haliotis rubra (blacklip abalone), 5998 nucleotides. RefSeq names its product neuronal calcium sensor 2-like. Gene Ontology annotation, molecular function: calcium ion binding. Bases 312 to 893 code for a protein of 193 amino acids. The transcript has 4 exons. The record is from RefSeq and is a predicted model, not a curated record. NCBI's taxonomy places the organism in Eukaryota, Metazoa, Mollusca, Gastropoda, Lepetellida, Haliotidae.
CUCUCUCCCGCUCCCUGCUACCAACCAGCAGCACUGACUGAAGCAGCCGGCCGGCCUGCCUGCCUCCACACUCGAUCCAUCGUGUCCCUUGUUAUAGCUGUGAGCGAGCUCAGUGACAGUGGAGGAGGGUGAGCGCUGUCUACCUGCACACUGCCUCCACCUCUGCCUAAUGUUUUGACACUCUGUUGACGUGGGUUUGGAUACGUACACAGCCAGCCAGGGAAGACACCCGGAUUAAUACUCUGGUGGAUGUGGUGAGACGCUCAGCAACACCAAUUGGUCGAUGACCAGAGGCGUACCUUCAGGCCAGGAUGGGAUGCUGCAACUCCAAGAAACUGCCAGAUGAGGACAUCGAGUUCCUCGUGUCCAACACCAACUUUGAGAAGGGUGAAAUUCUCAAGUGGUACAAGGGCUUCAUGGAAGACUGUCCAGAUGGACAGCUGUCAAAGGAGAAGUUCAAGAAUGUCUACGCCAACUUCUUCCCGGGAGGAAAUCCAGAUGCCUUUUGUGAGCAUGUGUUCAGGUCAUUUGACCGUGAUGGAAGUGGGUCAAUAGAAUUCAAGGAGUUUCUAAUGGCGAUCAACAUCACAUCACAAAAAGGAAAAGCAGAGGACAAACUCAACUGGGCCUUUGACAUGUACGACAUUGAUGGUAAUGGAACCAUUGAGAAGAAUGAGAUGGAGAGCAUUAUAGAGGCCAUCUACAGCAUGCUGGGGAGCCAUCUGUCGGAAGAUGUCACAGACUCGCCAACAGUACGGACAGAAAAAAUAUUUGACACAAUGGACGUGAACAAAGAUGGCGUAUUGACAAAGGAGGAGUUUAUUAAAGGUUGUAUGGAGGACACGAUGUUGUACCAGAUGCUGACAGCAGAUGCAGAAGCCUCGAAGGAGUAAUACCACACUCUCAUUCCACAUGCCUCACCAGGAAAAUGGGCCUUAACAUGCAUUUUCAAAUCAAAAGAUAUAUGUAUUGGAUUUAUGCAAGGGAAAUAACUCUGUGCACAGAGAGAGAUGAGUAGGUGAGACAAAGGUCAAGGUCAAGAUCAUUCACAGGAAGUGAUUCUGUAACAACUGAUGUCAUCACUUUUCAAGAAUUAUAAAGAAGCAAACUGAACUCAGCCAAUACAGUUAUUAGCUUACCACUAACACAAAAAGGUAUUCUAAGUAUGUCUUCUAGCAAAAAGUACUUUUGAAUAUAAAACUACCAACAUUGAUCCAGCCAAUGCAGUUUGCAUUCAAUGAACAGUUUUAAGAGAAAUUGAGGGCAAUCAUUUUCGAGCUGUGUACCUUCCUGGUUUUUUUUCUCUGUAUGUAUAUAGAUAUGUGGAGAAAAUGUUUUUGUUACAAAGGUAAAUCUUACCUGAUGCAGAUGGAUUACCCGGAGAAAGAGCCCACAACAAAUUCAUGUAAUACGGACCAACUUCAUAUCACCAUGGCAACUGUUUGUAAGAGCAGGGCCCUGUCUUUGUGGUGGAAUCAUCAUGUUUGUAUGAAGUGUAUGCAUGGUGUCAUGCAUAUUGCAUAUGUCAGUGCUUUCUGUAGUAAGACCAGGCACCUGUAUAUAUGUGUACAGGUGCAGCUGGACAUAUUCUAGAGCAGCUUCUGGUGACCUCAGCCAGAUUGCAGCAGCUAUUAGCAUGACAGUUGCUUUAAAGGGGCUCUCUGAUCAUGGUGUAUCAUAAAGCUCAGCAAUGGAGUAGUUAAUGAAUAAAGUUCAUUGUGCUUGAAACAAGAUUGAAAGAUAUGAAAAUUUUAACAGUGGAAGUGCUUUACUGUCAUUCAAAGAGCCCCUUUAACAUUUUAGAUUUCCCUCCACACAUUCCCAAAACAGCAAGAUUUAUGUUGUUAUCCCCCGUUAAGGUUUGGAUGUGCAUAUACUGACAGAUAGAGCAGGAUAGUGGUUUAGUCGUGUCUUAUUUGAACACACUUUAUCAUGACUGGAAAACCAGAUUAUGUUUUACAAAUCUUUUAAUGUGACAUUACUCUAUCUGCCCUUUGCAAAGAUACCAGUCCUUUAUACAAAGGGAAUGCUCACAUGACGGUGAAUAGAUUUUAUAAACAAACCUUUCCUUACACUUCAUGUAAACCCAAAAGCCAGUAUGAAGUUUCUUGUUCAGAAAAGGUCAUUAUCAAAAUCUGAUCUUGCACUUUCAAGGCCUCUGUUCAUAGAAUCUUUUCGCAUAUUAUACUCACACAUUGACAAAUAUGAAACCAACAAAUAGUUUGCCAUUGCUUACAUACUAGAGUUUGCAUGAAGAUGUCAAACCGGUUUUGUGUUGUAUUUCCCCACCUAGACAGGUUCCUGGUUUAGUUGUACCAGCUCAUGUCAUUCAACUUGUGUCCUUUCCGGAGGAGAUACCACAUCAUUCAUCUUUUUAAUACUUUUGUUUCCAGCCCAAGAGCUGCUGUAUGUUCACAUUUUGCAUAUCUAUGUCAUCUACCCACCAGGAGAAGGAAUAUUCUGCACAUGUUGUGUCCAGAAAACAGAAUGCCAUAUCCUGCCUUCAAGAAGCAGAAUGGCAUGUUGUGUGUUCUGGAGAUGAAAUGGCAUGUUCUGUGUUCUUGAGGUGAAAUGGCAUGUUCUGUGUUCUAGAGGUGAAAUGGCAUGUUCUGUGCUCUGGAGGUGAACUGCCAUAUUCUGUGUUCUAUGGUUGUAGAGGAUGCUUGUGGAGGGUGAUUAGCCUACUUGUGGCUGGUGGGCAAGGCAGAUGCCACCUCUGAAUGAGUGAUGCCAUCUUGACACUUUGUCAAACCGUUAUCACAUUUCAGCUGAAUAUAUUCAUAUAUAUAUAUUACUUGUACUCUCUGUGGAGUUUAUGUAAGUCUCAAAUGUCUGUCCAUGAUUGUGUUCGCGAAUGUGUGAACACCACACUGACAUGAAGAGUAAACAGUCCACUAUCUCUGACAACAUCGGAAUAUCACACAUGCAUAAGAAACAACUUGCAUUCACUGAACAGACCUGAAAGAUGGGCUUUCUUUUCUUAUCAUCUCAAACUUUUCCAUAUAUUUCAAAAUUUUCGUAACAUAUGAGCCAAUUGGAUUAUGACUGAAGCAAGAAAACAAUGUCUGACGACAAAGGAAGUGAUAAAUUCUUCCACUUGAAUCGUAAUUUGACCAUCUUCCCUGAAGGCUGCUGGACCUUUUACGAAUGCUUCAAAGUUCAUUGAUUCUCUAGAACACUGCACUAUCAAUAUUUUAUAAGUGCUUCAGGGCUGUAAACAUGCCGGCUCAGAAGCUUAUGAACAAGGGUAACUCCAUUCUGUUUGUUACCAGCAUGGCUGGGGACUCUACAUUGUUGCAUAUAGAGGUUGUAUCUCAUGUCCGCUGUUACCACUGCACGCAGCAGGCUUGUUAUCUGAAAUAUAUCACCUCAACACCAGGCAACAAUCAGUCACAAUGACCUACCUAAUCAGAUUCUAUUAGGCAUCAAACACAUAACUGCAGUGUAAAUUUUAAGAAAACUCAAGUAGGAUCUUGUGUUGUUUACUCUUCCAUCUGUUGAGUUUCUUUGACCUGAAACUGAAAACUGAAAAGGAAAGAAGUUAAAACAAUUUUGAGAGAUUGGCUGACAAAUUUAACAUGGCAAAACAAAUACUUAAGUUGCAAUUUAGUGCUUUUAACUUGGCCUCCAUGAUCAUUUGUAAAACACAGAAUCUGUUGCAGGCAUUAGUUACAAUCUAAACGGUAUCAAGUAUUUGUUUAGAAUGGAGCCAGAUAUGUUUCUUUACAAAAAAUUAAAUGAUGCCCUCAUGAUGCAGUAGAAUUAAUUUUUAAUACUGUAUGGUAGUUCCUCUGUGCUAACAAUCUAAAUGAGCAUUUCAUUGUAUCUUGCUUCAAGUUGAAUGUGUGAGUGGUUUGCUUUCCUGAGUCAUGUAAAAAAAAUGUGCCCCCUUCCCCAAGCUGAUGUCAGUAAAGUAAAUUUGAUACUUUCUUGCAAAAUACAGUGAAAUGUUGGUGUAUGGCCUGGUGAAUCUUGAAAUGAAUCAUUCAUUAGUGCACUUGUCAAUGCUGUGUGUGCCAAAGUGUACUGCACCAGCCUGGCAUGGCCAUCAACAAGGUAACAGUAAUGGUGUUCGGGCUGAUUACAUCAACUGUGAAAGGCAAGAACUGUCUAUCUACUUUAUUGAAGGUUCUGCUUCCUAUGUUAGCACACAUCUCUCACCACAUCAAUUACACGCUGCAAAAUCAUCAUCAAACUACUUUAUAAAGCCAUUAGAUAAGUAUGUUGGGUCUUCAUUAAUCAGGAACUAGGGAAAUCUGAAACAAAAUUGAGCUUGGUGUAUCUUGGCAAAGUGUCUUCAUACAUGUUUUCAUACCAAUUAUCCAAAAUACUGUUGUUCAACAUUGGCUAAAGCAUAAUCCCAGUCUGUGAACAAACACCGAGGUCAUGACCUUGGGUUAUGCAGGUAUAUUGAAUUACUCAUUCAUGGGUGAGGUGAUCAUAUAGUUUUCAUGACAUAUCGAUUAACGCACAUUUUGACUGUUGUCAAGCAAAAAGUUACCUCAAUGUAGGUUAAAAACCAGGGAAACAUGAUAUGAUCGGUUGAGAGUAUGUUUGUAAGUACCCUGGGGAAGACGUCACAAUAUCUUCUGUCAGAAGUUGCUAGUGGUUUCCUUGCACUGUGUAUUGUGCUUUUAAGAUAACGUUUCCAGUAUCUUUGAUAUUGUUUUGUGUCUGUGGUUACGUGUCUCACUCAAUUUGUAAUGUGAGAAAUCAGUGGCAGCUUGCAGGGGAGGAUUCUGACAGACAUGAGGACACUGGCAAAAUAUGUGUUUUUUGUGACCCCUUUCUAUAUUAUGUGAUGGAAACUAUAUUAUAUAUAUGAGAGACUGGUUUGUUACCAAGGAUCAUUGGUUGUACCACCAAUUGGGUUGGAGGAAGCUGUUUAUCAAUCACCUUACAGAGAUUGGGAUUUUGCAAGACAUUUGUGAAAUAGGAAAACUAAAUGUUGAAAUUCUGUGAAUAGUUCUUGUAACAUCACAUUGAUGGACACUUCAUUUGGCUGAUUGAAUGUAAUCUUUUGAACUGAGACAAAAUACACAAGUUCACAUUUUGUUUUUAUAGAAAAUACCAGGGUUCCGACCCCAUGACAUAUCAAUGAAAUGGUGAAGAGAUGUCAGCAGCAUUCCUACAAGCUGAUCUACACGCAUCGUUGUACUUGCUGUCGGGACGGAACAUCCUGUCAGUAGACAUCAGUCCAUUGAUUCCCAUAAUACUCUAGACUGACAUGCACUUCAAGACACUCAUUGGGCAAUGAAGCUCCGGUGUGGAGCAUUUAACUGGCUUCAUAUUGCAUGAUUACAGUGUUAAAAGGAUUCACAGCAUUGGUUUGAUGUUAAUGGAAACAGUUUUUGCAGAUAUAUUUGACACAAUGUAAUUAGGUUUCAGAAAAAAAGCAAACUUAUAACACUUCCUGACAAGAGAGUUACCAUGUGUUAAUACUUCCUGAUAACUGUUUAGACUAUGUUAGAGGGAAAAUGUUCUGUUUUUGAAUUAUAUAUCACAUUUGCCAUCAGAACUUCAUAGUUUAUCAUGCACUAGUUAUUUGGGUGAACAUAUUUUUGUUCCUAGAUAUAAACUGUUUCAUGCCUAAUGAUCUUUUUAAGUAGAUGUAUGAACUUUGGCCAUGCAUACACAUCCCAUCUCUGACAGUGUAAAUUCAAUUAUUCUUCGGGAACAUUGGCCAUCUUCAUGUCAGUAUGUGUUGUAUGGAAAUGUGAGAUGUCACAGUUGAACUGUCAACCCAUCUGUGGCUAUACUACCUAGGAAGUUCUUCCCAUCAGUGGCUAUGCCAUGUAGGCAGUUCUUCCCAUCAGUGGCUAUACUACCUAGGCAGUUCUUCCCAUCAGUGGCUAUACUACCUAGGCAGUUCUUCCCAUCAGUGGCUAUGCCAUGUAGGCAGUUCUUCCCAUCAGUGGCUAUGCCAUGUAGGCAGUUCUUCCCAUCAGUGGCUAUGCCAUGUAGGCAGUUCUUCACCCAAGGGGUAAAUGUGUAGGUU